Osmia bicornis bicornis is the source of this 1357-nucleotide messenger RNA. It is a transcript of the gene Gar1, whose product is annotated as H/ACA ribonucleoprotein complex subunit 1. Gene Ontology annotation, biological process: ribosome biogenesis; snoRNA guided rRNA pseudouridine synthesis. The record is from RefSeq and is a predicted model, not a curated record. The transcript has 4 exons. Gene Ontology annotation, cellular component: box H/ACA snoRNP complex. Bases 522 to 1178 code for a protein of 218 amino acids. Gene Ontology annotation, molecular function: box H/ACA snoRNA binding. Lineage: Eukaryota; Metazoa; Arthropoda; Insecta; Hymenoptera; Megachilidae.
UUAUUCGUUCAACGAAAGACCUUUUAAAACGAUUAAAAGGGAUAAAACAAUAAUGAAUGCUUAAAACAUUCUGCUUAAAUAAAAUUUAACUAAAUUAUCACAAAUUCACAACACUGUAACACCCAUGGACAAUAUUACAAUUUUGUAUAAACUGUCACUAAUUCAUAGUAUGUACACAUUAAAAUAACAUUUUGAAUAAAAAAAAGAUUUUGAAUUUAACUUUAGAAAAUCAUAUAAGUUAUUACUAAAUACUUAUUUUGUCUAUAUAAUUUGUAUGUGAAGAUUUGAAUAUCACUGUUGAUAUUUUUCGUGGCGCGAAUAUCGCGGUAACCGUCUGCUGCACUUGUCGGAAUGUUUGUAUGAGCGGCUUGUAUUUUCUGUGGAAGUACGAUAAUUAUUCUUUGGAAGUUAUAUGUAUUUAUUUAAAUGACUGGUUUUAAACAAACCUUUCCAAAAAAACAAUAAUUUUUAAAGUACAUCUGAUACUGAAGAAUACAUUGAAGUAAUUACAAAAUAAAAAAAUGUCAUUUCGCGGUCGUGGAGGUGGAGGAUUUGGAAGAGGCGGAGGAGGAGGAGGUGGUGGAUUUAGGGGCGGAAGAGGAGGUGGAGGAUUUCGAGGAGGACGUGGAGGUGGUGGAUUUGAUAGAGGAGGAAGAGGAUAUGAUCAAGGUCCACCAGAACAAGUGACUGCAUUAGGUCGUUUCACAUGGACAGUUCAAGAUGACCUAGUUGCUAAAGUAGACAUAGAACAAGUACCUUUUUUUAAUGCUCCAAUCUAUACAGAAAAUAAACAACAGGUUGGAAAAAUAGAUGAAAUAUUUGGUAAUAUCAGAGAUUACUACGUGUCUAUAAAACUAUCAGAGAAUAUAAAGGCAUCCAGUUUUCAUAAAGAUACACAGUUAUUCAUAGAUCCAGCAAAAUUAUUACCUCUACAAAGGUUUCUGCCUAAACCUCCUGGAUCAGAACAAAAAAGAGGCGGUGGCGGUGGCCGAGGGAUGAAAAGAGGUGGUGGAGGACGUGGUGGUGGUGGCCGAGGUGGCGGUAGACCAUCAUUUGGACGUGGUGGUUUUGGAAGUAGAGGAGGUGGAGGUGGAGGUGGUGGUUUCAGAAGUCGUGGUGGAGGCGGCGGUGGCGGAGGAGGAGGAUUUGGAAGAGGUCGUGGAAGAGGAAAGUGGUAGAAGAAUAAAGAUUAUAAUAAAUUUUUACAUAAAGACAUAUGAAGUGAUAAAGAUACCUUACUUUCAUUAAAAGAAUAUCAGCUUCUUUAGUGAUAUAAACGUUUCUUAUAUUUUAUGUACAAUCAUACGUAUAUUUCACUGAAAUAAAACUUCUCAUUGUUACACUUCAUCAAAUUUAA